Messenger RNA from Teleopsis dalmanni, 669 nucleotides. Its product is annotated as calcium-binding protein E63-1-like. The annotation marks the transcript as partial. Lineage: Eukaryota; Metazoa; Arthropoda; Insecta; Diptera; Diopsidae. The record is from RefSeq and is a predicted model, not a curated record. The transcript is spliced from 3 exons. Gene Ontology annotation, molecular function: enzyme regulator activity; calcium ion binding.
UAUUGUUUUACAGGAAAUGGGUUAAUAAACGAGGCUGAAUUCCUGCAAUGGGUCGGACGCAUACAAGCCAUACGUGACGAGCAGCAACAGCAACAACAACAACAACAGCAGCAAACGCAACAGGAAGAAAAUGCAAGCAAACCAGAGGAAAACGAUGAUGUCACUGAGGAUUUAAUAGCCGCGUUUAGGGUAUUUGAUCGUGAUGGCAACGGUUUCAUUACACGUGAUGAGCUGCAAACUGCUAUGGAAAUGAUUGGUGAACCGCUCACAGAAACUCAACUCACACAAUUAUUAGCUAUUGCUGAUUUGGAUCAGGAUGGCAGAAUUAACUAUGAAGAAUUUACGAGACUUCUGCUGUAAGCUGUAAGGACACCGAGCCCACACAAACAAUGUCAUUUAACAAAUCAAAAUAAUAUUAAAUCGUUACAAACAUUUUGUAAUUAAAUAUAAUUAUAUACAUAAAUACAAUUAUAUAUUCAAUAACAUACUCAAGUUAAUACAAAUAUUGUUUAUAUAAAUGAGAAGGUAGAAAGGACGAAUCUGUUUUCCUUAAAUUACAACAACCACCUAAUAAAAUAACAAUAAAAUCAAAAAAUAUUUUUAUAAAAUUUAUAGAAAAAAGUACAGAGAACCGUCAUGCAGGAAGAAAGAAAAGAUUAUUUUAGUUAU